Messenger RNA from Betta splendens (Siamese fighting fish), 2892 nucleotides. Its product is annotated as neurofilament light polypeptide. The coding region runs from base 251 to 2521 and encodes 756 amino acids. Gene Ontology annotation, molecular function: structural constituent of cytoskeleton. The record is from RefSeq and is a predicted model, not a curated record. Gene Ontology annotation, biological process: neurofilament bundle assembly. The transcript has 3 exons. NCBI's taxonomy places the organism in Eukaryota, Metazoa, Chordata, Actinopteri, Anabantiformes, Osphronemidae. Gene Ontology annotation, cellular component: intermediate filament; axon; postsynaptic intermediate filament cytoskeleton.
AGUAAUUGUUAUCGCACGGUAAUUUAGUUUCUGUGUGGAUGAUGCACAGUGUUGAUUGUUUUGAGACUAAGACACGUCACUCGUGUUUGCGACACAAUGUCGAGUAAGCUCUCAUUAAGCCAUCAGCUGAUGCUUCACCUUUUCAGCACCGCGGACAGCUCCGUUUUGCAAAGCGAGCAGAUGGCGACGCCUAUAAAGACGCGCACGGAGCGCGUCUGCGUCGGAGCUUCACAACCACACCAGUCACAGGAUGGAUCGGAGGCUCGCCACCCCGCACAGAAGCACUUCAGACCAGUAUUCACAGCGCAAACCAAGGCGAUCUGGAUUGGAUGAGCGUGUGCUCAGUGGGACGUUCGUGAGUAUGAAUGUGACCGGCUCAUUACCCGGAAAUUGCAACGAGAAAGAAGUGAUGCACGGCCUGAACGAUCGUCUUGCAGGAUUCAUAGAGAAAGUGCAUCAGCUGGAGCACCAGAACCAGCUGCUGGAGAGGGAAAUCGAGGCGAUCAGAGGGAAAGCCAAACCCGCAUCGUGCUUUGAGGAGGAGUACAGUCCGGAGCUCCGGAACCUGAGGCAGCUGGUUCAAGACAUAACUCACCAGAAGCAUCAGAUUGAAAUCGAGCAUCAGCAUUUGGAGGACGACCUCACAAACUUGAGGAAGCGGUAUGAGCAGGAGGCUCGCAGCCGAGCAGAUGUCGACAGCGAUAUCAGGGUGUUCAAGAAGGACAUCAGUGACGCGUAUCAGGCUAAAGUGCAGCUGGAAAAGAGAGCGCAGGCUCUCGUCGAUGAGAUCCACUUCCUAAAGAGAAACCACGAAGCCGAGGUGUCAGAGAUGUUCGACCAGAUCCAGAAUGCGCAGGUGACCGUGAAGGCGCACGACUUUGGCAACCCUGGCGUCACUGCGGCACUCCGGGACAUCCGGGCGCAGCUGGAGGGUCACGCUGCCACCGACGUCACGCAGGUGGGAGAGAGCUUCCGAUCUCAGUUCGUGAAACUAACGGAGGCGGCUGAAACCAAGAGAGAGGCGCUAAAAGCGAGCCAGCGGGAGAUCCAGGAGUGCAGGAGGCGUCUGCAGGCCAGAAACACGGAACUGGACUGCGCAAAAGGCACCAGGGAAGCGCUGGAGAAACAACUUCACGACGUUGAGGAUCGCCACCAGGAGGAGGUUAUUCACUAUCAGAAUACAAUCAAAGAACUUGAAAAUGAGCUCAUCAAUUGCAAAUUCGACAUGUCUGGUUACCUACGGGAGUACCAGGACCUGCUAAAUGUCAAGAUGGCUUUGGAUGUAGAGAUAUUGUCCUACAGGAAACUCCUCUGCGGCGAGGAAGCUCGGCUUUCCUCAGUGUCUGACCCCCACAUGUCAUUGCCUUACAUCUACCACCAGUCCCCCAUUUACACCCUACCCUGCCUCACCCGCCCCGGUGGGACACCCCGACGAGUAGAACCCCACUACAAGUUCGUAGAGGAGAUCAUAACGGAGACCACCAGGGAGAUCGAGAUGUCCGAGUUUGAAGAAUCUGGAUCAGAGGACACUGAGGAAGUAAAAGGUGAGCAGGAGUGUGCCAAAAGUGACAGAGGAAGCAAUGAGGAGGAGGAGGAGGAGAAUACUAAAGACAGUGGAGAGGACGAAGGUGAGCAGAUGUGUGAUAGUCAGCAGAAUCAAGUAGACUCAGGGGAAAACGCAGUAGCAGAAGUUGCUGAGAAAGAUGAAGAUACUACUGUUGACGUGGACGAUGGUGAAGGGCAAAAAAGCCCAAAGGAGCCUGAGAAGAUUGACAUAGUUAAGAAGCCUGGAGAUAAAAAUACAGAAAAGUGUUCAGUGAGUGAGGAAGAAAAGGACCAAGAUCAAAAAUCCACUGGAAACAAAGAAGAGGAGAUAAAAGCUGCCGUGACAGAAAUAGAAGCUAAUGAAGAUCUGACUUCAACACCUCAGGAUUUAACUCCAAAAGUCCCUGUGGAAACUGAGCAUCACGAACAAAUAUCUGUGAAUGAUGUCGCUGGCGAACAUAGUGUCAUCCCUGUUCAGGCUAAGGACCCUGUUCAUGAGACACAGGAAUCAGACACAACUGCAGAGUUAAGCAAUCAUGUGCAGGUUCAAGAUAAAGUUCAUGCUUUAAAACCUGCAGAGAAACCCACAGAAGCGUCAACAAGCAAGAGUCAGCAAAAUGAACAUAGUCCAACAGAAGCAAAAGCAAUAAGUAAAUCUGAACCUGCGAAAGAUGUAGAUAAAGCAGUAGCCAUUCAAGAUAUUAGACCUGAAAGCACUAAAAGUCAGGAUAAGGAAGCAUCUCCUACAUCUAAUGGGAAAGGCUUUCCUGAGGUAAAGGAACAGCUCCCAAACACAGGGGAUAAAACUGGAACAGCCAAAUCUGUGCAAAAAGAGGAAAAUCCAAGAGACAGUACAGCAGCCAACCAGGAAACACAGGGGCCACGGCUCAGUCAGGCAGACACGACUGAGGGCUCAAAGAAAACCAACGGUCCUCAGGUCAAACCUUUGGAGGGAGAUACCAGUUCAGACAAAUAAGAGGCGGUGGUGCUGAGGAUCCAAGCAUUAGGGGCAUGACCUCCCUACAAUAAGGGCCGCACAUCUGCAGCUUCCUGAAUAGCUCGAUUGCUGCAAGUGCAAAUUCAAGGCAUAAGCUGCGCCCAGUGGAGAGCUCAAUGCUGCGGCGUCUCUUCAGCCUGAUUUAACAGGAGAGGGCAUGAUCCUUUGAUUCUCCUGUUUGCAACAGCUUUGCCGCUGAGCCUGAAUUCAAGACGUUAUUAAACUGAAAUGUAAGACGUGCUGGAACCACACAAAUUAAAUUAUGAAUGUAAAUAAUACAAGUUGAAUGUUGAACUUGUAUUUAGCUGCUUUGUUAUGUGCUGACAAAUAAAUCUAAUUAAAAAAAAACA